Messenger RNA from Heterocephalus glaber (naked mole-rat), 3814 nucleotides. RefSeq names its product solute carrier family 60 member 1 (gene Slc60a1). The record is from RefSeq and is a predicted model, not a curated record. Gene Ontology annotation, molecular function: D-glucose transmembrane transporter activity. Gene Ontology annotation, biological process: transmembrane transport. Lineage: Eukaryota; Metazoa; Chordata; Mammalia; Rodentia; Bathyergidae.
CCGCCUCCCGCCGGUGGCGCUGCACUCGGGCACCCGGGCUCCUCCGAGCCAGCAGCCGAGCCGCCCGCCGAGGCUAUGGGCUGCGACGGCCGCGUGUCCGAGCUGCUCGGCCGCCACCUGCAGCCCACGCUCACCUACUGGAGCGUCUUCUUCAGCUUCGGCCUGUGCAUCGCCUUCCUGGGGCCCACGCUGCUGGACCUGCGCUGCCAGACGCACAGCUCGCUGCCCCAGAUCUCCUGGGUCUUCUUCUCGCAGCAGCUCUGCCUCUUGCUGGGCAGCGCCCUCGGGGGCAUCUUCAAGAGGACCCUGGCCCAGUCACUAUGGGCCCUCUUCACCUCCACGCUGGCCAUCUCCCUGGUGUUUGCCGUCAUCCCCUUCUGCCGGGAUGUGAAGGUGCUGGCUUUGGUCAUGGCGCUGGCGGGGCUGGCCAUGGGCUGCAUCGACACAGUGGCCAACAUGCAGCUGGUGAGGAUAUACCAGAAGGACUCGGCCGUCUUCCUCCAGGUGCUCCACUUCUUUGUGGGCUUUGGUGCUUUGCUGAGCCCCCUGAUCGCUGACCCCUUCCUGUCUGAGGCCAGCUGCUUUCCUGCCAACAGCACGGCCAACGCCUCUAGAAGCCACCUGUUCCACGCUGCCCGGGUUCUGGGCCAGCACCACACAGGAGUCCAGCCUCAGCCCAACCAGACCUUCCCGGUACCAGCCCCAAAGGGCGGGGCUGAGACCCGAGUGUCCUAUGCCUUCUGGAUCAUGGCCCUCAUCAAUCUUCCAGUGCCCUUGGCCGUGCUGUUUCUGCUCUCCAAGGAGCGGCUGCUCACCUGCUACGCUCAGCGCAAGCCCCUCCUGCUGCCUGCAGAUGAGCUGGCCCUGGAGACCCAGCCUCCCGAGAAGGAAGACGACUCACUGUCCUCCAAGUUCCAGCCACACCCAGGGCCUGAGGACCUCUUCAGCUGCUGCCAGAGGAAGAACUUCCGGGGAGCCCCUUGUUCCUUCUUUGCCAUCCACAUCACGGCGGCCCUGGUCCUGUUCAUGACGGACGGGAUGACGGGGGCAUACUCCGCCUUCGUGUACAGCUACGCUGUGGAGAAGCCGCUGUCUGUGGGACACAAGGUGGCCGGGUACCUCCCCAGCCUCUUCUGGGGCUUCAUCACGCUGGGCAGGCUCAUCUCCAUCCCCGUCUCCUCGAGGAUGAGGCCGGCCACCAUGGUCUUCGUCAACCUGGUGGGCGUGGUGGUGACAUUCCUGGUGCUGCUUAUUUUUUCCUACAAUGUCAUCUUCCUGUUCUCGGGGACGGCGAGUCUGGGCCUGUUCCUCAGCAGCACCUUCCCCAGCAUGCUGGCCUACACCGAGGACCUCCUGCAGUACAGAGGCUGUGCGACCACAGUGCUGGUGACAGGAGCAGGCCUUGGCGAGAUGGCCCUGCAGAUGCUGGUUGGCCUGAUAUUCCAGGCCCAGGGCAGCUACAGUUUCCUGGUGUGUGGUGUGAUCUUUGGCUGCCUGGCCUUCACCUUCUAUGUCUUGCUCCUGUUUUCCCACAGGAUGCACCCUGGAGCCCCCUCAGUUCCUACCCAAGACAAACCACUUGGAAUGGAGACCUCUGAGCGCUACCAGAGGUGAAAAUGGCUUCGAGAGGUGAGCGAGGACUCCAGCCCCAGGCACCAAGGCAACCAAAGUGCUGCAGGAAGCCGAAGCUCACAGGAGGCCUCUCUCACUGCUGUGGCUUGAAUCUUCUCCAUUCCUACGGGGUUGGGUAGAACACACUGAAUUCAGUCUGGGUACCUGGGCCUUCCCCUGGCAAAUCAUUAGAAGCCUGCCUGCUGAUUCUAUCUGCCUUCAGCUCCCCUGGUUUGGCUCUGGUACGAGCUGUCCGGGACACCGAGCUGGGAGGGCAGAAGGUAGCUGUGCAUGGACCAUAUCCUGGGUUUGAGAUCACUCUUAGUUGAAGUUUGAAAAAAUAGAUUGAAAUUGCAAAACUUAACGAUCAUUGCUAUAUGUAGAUAGAUUUUAAAUCAAUCAAAACAAACCCCAAGUUAUUCCCUGGCAUGUUCCGAAAUUUAUGUGCUUCUUACUAAGAGUCCAGAGUCCCUCCCUGGCCACUGCAGAGGCCAAAAGUCACCUGUCUUGUAGGACAAGGGAGAGACUGAAUCGUGCUCACUGGAACACCAAUUCAGCGGUGUACCUGGCUAGCUCAUGCCAGCUUAGAUCAGUAAAUCUUCAAUUUGAAAGCUGGUUGUCAAACGCAGCCGUGAUUAAAAAAUUAACUAAUAAUUAAAUUAUAUUAAAUAUUCAAAACUUAUCACCUCCUAAUCUUACUCUAGUGAUGCCCCUGGAGUUACAUCUGAGGGACGUGGGCAGUGGAGCUGUCACGUAACGGGGUUGCUGCCAGGCCUCUCUUCCCAGCCCUCUUGAGAGCAUGCUGGUAGCUUGAAACCCACCACGGUGGGAGUAUUUAUGCUGCAGAAACUGGCAAAAGCUACAGAUCAUGGCUUUUGCUCCCACAGGGGCCAGUUCUUAAAUAUCUAUCAGUGCUGACUGUUGCAGAAAUCACCUAGGAGAAUGAGCUGGCUGUUCUAUUUUCUUUACUGACACUGACUGGCAUAUAAAGGUAUAAAGAGCACUAAGAAUUUUUAAAAAUGUCUACUUUGGAUUUUACAUCUUUUAUAGAUGAAAAGUUUUUUAUCAUGUCCAGUUUUUUUUUUUUUUUGGUACCGGGGAUCGAACUCGGGUCCUUGAGCUUGCGCAGUAGAUGGCGAAACCACUGAGCUAAAUCCCCGGCCCUCAUGUCAAGGUCUUUUAACAAAAAGCUGGAACUACUGAACAAUUCUAGCUGCACUCUGUACCAAAAUCGUGUCCUGUCCAGGACUUUUGGCUCCUAUGCAGUGCUGAGGAUCAUAGUUCAGGGAGGAGGCAGACUCAGCUCAGACAGGGCUGGAGGAGGAGGGGGGCUUCUGGAAGCAGGGAAGGGACUAUUUGUGACUUAUGGAGGCAGACAGCCAUCACAGUAACUGGCUGACGUGCACUUUGUGUAAAUACAAACGUACAUGUAUGCAUCGAAACGCAAGCGGAUCAUGGUUCUCAGUACCUGUCCCUGGGCUGCGCCUGGUAUCAAAGGUUCUUUCUUCCUGGAUCUGUGUUAAGUUCGCCAGUGCUGAGCACCGCCAGGCUACAGUGCCGGUAGCCUGGCUGCAGAGAAAGCAGCUCAGCCAAGGGCCUGACCUUCGAGCUGCCUGGCCCGGGGCAGAUCUGUGGGGACACUUCCAACUUCACUUUUUUUUUUUUAAACCAGUAAAGUAACAUUACUAAAAGUACCCUACCUCACAGGAAUUCUCAGAGAAUUAAGUGAAUUUGUACAAACCACUUGCUACAUGCCUGACCUAGAAAUUAAUAAAUUUUAGCAACUUUUAUUUUUAAAACCUCCUCAGAAGCAGUUUAGAAAUUGUUCAUGUGUUUGGUACGUAUUUAUUGUUAAGUAAAACAGAUCCAACUUCUUAGGAAAGCUUGUUGGUGAUCCAGGGGUACUGUUUUAACUAUGUCUAUAAAUCCUUUAAAAAGUAUUAGAUGCUAGUCAGAUCUAAAAUGCAACCUAAUGGUAGUGACUAGCCUGGCCAAAGAGAAAGCAGUUGUAUUUUUCUUGUGGUUUUUCAAGAAAAUACCCUUUUUAUACAGAUUUAGAAAGAAGAAUCAAUGGUAUAUCUAGGCUGAUCAGAAUUAAUUUGUUAAUACAGAAAAGACUAAGACAAAUCAAAGAGUACCUUUCCUAAAAUAAAGUAUUUUAAACUUUAAAUAAAGUAUGAAGUGUAGUGUCUGUCAUGAAGGA